CGCAACGAUUACCGAAAUAGGAAACCAUGCAGCUGGAGGCAUAGUUACUCGUAGAUACUUAUAUAACACCCCCCCGCGAUCUCAUGAGAUCUGAUGCUCAUAAGCAGUAGUUACAAGGUAUUCAGCUGCAAGUCAAUUAUCGAGCCUCUCAUUUUGACUACUUCAUCCUUUUCCUUACCUAUUCAUUGCCCACUGCUACAUUUGCUGGAUCUUUGUUGUCUCCAAUGGCUAUCAGUUACCGCCAUGGGAUCUCCAUCCUGGAACUCAUCUUUUACACACCCGCCAUUUUUGUUGCGCUAUUGCUGGCAUUUCGACAUGGUUUCAGGAAGAGUUCCGGGUGGUACUAUUUCAUCAUAUUCAGUCUUGCCCGCAUCGUGGGUUCAUGCUGUUAUCUAGCCACAAUCAGCUAUCCAACAUCAACCGACCUGUAUAUUGCAUAUGCGGUGUGCUCGUCAGUGGGUGUAGGACCGCUACUUCAUGCUAACACGGGUCUUCUUUCGAGAAUCAAUGAUUCGAUCGAUCGAAAAACGAACCGACCGCUCAACCCACUCAUCUUUCGAGGACUCCUUUUCCUUACGCUGGCUGCUCUGAUCGUAGGAAUUGUCGGUCAAACAACCGGCGGUUCUUCUGCCGCGACUCUUGCGCACCCCAAAAUCGAAACGAAGAUCGGUAUCAUCCUCUUCGUGGUCAUUUGGGUAGCCAUUUGCUUUAUCCUGCUUGCCCUCCGUGGCAGAUACAACGAUAUUGAGGAUGGAGAGCAUCGCCUUCUCGCCGCGGUGGGAAUGUCAUUGCCCUUCAUUCUCGUGCGGCUCAUUUACUCGGUCCUUUCUGUCUUCGUGCACAACUCAGACUUCAACAUGAUCACCGGCAAUGUGACAAUAAUGCUCGUCAUGGCUGUUCUGGAGGAAUUUGCUGUCGUCGUGAUCUGUCUUGGUAUCGGGUUGACAUUGCAGGUUCGACAGUCGGUUGCUGAUCCGGAACAACCACAGACUGGAUACCCAGCAGAUCAGGGUUACCGGAAUCAGCGUGAGGGAAAGGGGCCGAGAUCUUCAGAGCCAAGAUACCAGCCAACUCCAGCAGAUCCAUACGAAGCGGAAAUGAGUUAUCUUCCUAAGCAGCCGAGGAGACACAGAAGAAGAGGAGGUCCGAUCACGCAGCUGGUCAGACUAGCUGCAGAUGAGAUCCAAGACAGGAGAUACGGCUAGGUCUAUGAUAUCUUGAACCAUUGUUCAUUUAGUUUGUUUUGUUAUACCCGUGUUUUCUACACAGAGGAAUGUUUUUCCAUUUGUGCUUAGCAAUUGUUGAUUUUGAAUAGAUGGGAACAAAGCUUUUUGUCUUUCCCCUUUCUUACUAGACAUUUAUGCACGAUAAUAAUGUUACCAACCACACCACGAUCUGACCGGAGACUGAUAGCAAGCCCUAAAAACCAGUAAACCCAUUCAUAGACUAACCCCAAUGGGUCUUUUGUCAUCUUCCGUUUUGUUGAGGCCUAAGUCUGCUUGUCGCUUGGGACGAAAUCCGGC
Messenger RNA from Paecilomyces variotii, 1523 nucleotides. RefSeq lists its product as hypothetical. The transcript is spliced from 2 exons. Bases 225 to 1205 code for a protein of 326 amino acids. NCBI's taxonomy places the organism in Eukaryota, Fungi, Ascomycota, Eurotiomycetes, Eurotiales, Thermoascaceae. The record is from RefSeq and is a predicted model, not a curated record.